Hippopotamus amphibius kiboko is the source of this 1135-nucleotide messenger RNA. It is a transcript of the gene STMND1, whose product is annotated as stathmin domain containing 1. Gene Ontology annotation, molecular function: tubulin binding. The transcript has 5 exons. Gene Ontology annotation, biological process: microtubule depolymerization; regulation of microtubule polymerization or depolymerization; neuron projection development. The coding region runs from base 1 to 957 and encodes 318 amino acids. Lineage: Eukaryota; Metazoa; Chordata; Mammalia; Artiodactyla; Hippopotamidae. Gene Ontology annotation, cellular component: neuron projection; cytoplasm. The record is from RefSeq and is a predicted model, not a curated record.
AUGACCUUUUCUUCUUCCCCACUGGAAGCUCGUUCAUCGAGACCUGAUUCAAGCAUCUUCUCGUUGACACCGUUUGUGACCCCCAACAAGACACAAACGUGUAUCCGUGUGACGGGGCUGUGCUGUAAAGGGCGGGAGUUGGAGGGUGGAAUCUUGAGGCCCUUUGAAGAUUCAGGGGAGGAGAAGAUCACCCCUCGGGCCAAAAUAGCUGAUGUUGCUGUGGCUCAUUCUGGGGAGAAUUGCAGACCCCAGAUUGAAACUGCAUUGCCCAAGGACACUCUGGGUGGCCCUGGAGGCCUGGACAAGCAGGACCAGUUGGGAAGCUUACCUGGAACCAUUCCAGAAAGUUCCCCAUCUCCUAGUGAAAGAAACAGAAGAAUAAAUUCAGACCUAGUGAUUGGUGGGUUAAUCCAUAAACCCGAACCCUUAGAGAAUCGAGAGCGACAAAAAUCAUCAGACAUCCUGGAGGAGUUAAUUGUUCAAGGAAUAAUACAAAGCCACAGCAAAGUGUUUAGAAAUGGAGAAUCAUACGAUGUCACGGUGAACACGACUGAGAAGCCUCUAAGAAAGCCACCAGCCAAGCUGAAAAAACUUAAGAUCAAAAAGGAAGUAAAAGAUUUCACGAUGAAGGACAUAGAAGAGAAGAUGCCGGCGGAGGAGGAGCUUAGGAAGACUAAAGAAGAAGAGAUUAAAAAAAGGCUAUGGAGUGACCAACUUCUGACCCUGGCCCAUCAUUCAGAUUCAGCUGAAUGGGGUGGGGAGGAGGCUCCGUUUGCCAAAGGACUUAAAACCGUGAGUUGUGCCGCGUUUGAACCAUCUGAACUGCAAGAAGGAAAGCUGUUGAAAAGGAAGAAGAGUAAAAGUGAUACAACUUCAAUCGACAGAAAUUACAGUUACGAAGGUAUUGGGGGCGUGGAGUCAGACAUGUCCUACAACCAGGCAGAUGACGUAUUCUAAUAAGCCAUUUUAUGUGAGUUUCGUGAAAAGGCUUCCUUUCCCUCAGGUGUGACAUUCUUAGUAUGUGUCACAUUUUCCUUGACAACCUGACCCCUCGCCCACUGGAAUGUGCCUCUGGUUUAGGAAUGGCGGUGUGAGCUGCCUGGGCUGGAGCUUAACUGAGUAAACUAAACGGCUA